Molecule: messenger RNA, 3165 nt
Organism: Choloepus didactylus (southern two-toed sloth)
Lineage: Eukaryota; Metazoa; Chordata; Mammalia; Pilosa; Megalonychidae
Gene: CCDC121
Product: coiled-coil domain containing 121
Exons: 2
Coding region: 228-1481 (417 amino acids)
Source: RefSeq, a predicted model, not a curated record
AUGAGCAUAGAGACGAAUGUGCCCGAAAGCGGAGGGGGUGAACCGGUGGGGCCCCCGUGCUUCUCCCGGUGCCGGCCUGGGGACCAACUGGUGACAGUGGCGGGGAAGUGGGGACGCUAGGCAACCAAGAGGAGUGCCGAAGGGAGCCAGGAAAAGGGGGAGAGUCCUGGUCCCCAGGAGGGCGAGAGGAGACGGGAGCACGAGGGCAAGGCUCCCGCAGUAGGAAAAUGAGGAGAGUGAGUUUUACUUUCGGCCCCCAAGAAGCGGGGAGCAGAGCCGCGGGAGGACUGGCUGCCAGGGCUUUUUCGGGAGCCGAGGAGGUUAAAGAACUGAAGGCCGGACGGGCCCAGAUUGGGGCGGGAAGCGACUCCUGGGGUCGCUGGGAAGCGCCGAGACGCGCUGAACACAGAACAGAGAAACUGCGAAAACUUUCCACACUUGGAUGCUGUCCCGACCUGUCGCAAGCCCCUGACACUAGCGCUCGCCCCUCGGCAAUCGCCGUCAGUGAAGUACACAAUCGCCAUCACCCUGGGGAUGAGCGCUUGUAUUCCUGGCACGAGUUUGCUGAGAGCCCCAGAAGGCCUUCUUCAAGACCUUAUCUUGGUCUAAUAAAUGGUUUUUUCAAGGAAGAGAAUGUAAUAAAGCCCGAGAUGACGCUUAAAGAGAAGACACUGGUGGCAGUGAAGGAGUUGAAGGAGCAAAUGAUACAGACUCAAAUCCAGCAGGAACAGCUCCUGGAGGAUAACAUGCAUCUACGCACUGAAAAGACAGUUGUCCAGGCUGAAAACAAAUUCUUUCUGGAAUACCUGGCCAACAAAACUGAAGAAUUUAAAAGGCAACCUGAGAAGCUGUGGAACAACUUUUUACAAAAAAGCGGGGAGAUUGAACAACGUAGGCAAGAAUCAGCGUCCAAAUAUGCAAAACGAAUUUCAGUGCUUAAAGCCGAGCUCUUGCAGAAGGAAAAGAUCCAACUCAAUCUGAAGCAGCAGUUGAAGGCAAUGAGGAACAUUUCGAUAACAAAGGAAAAACAGCAGGCGGAAGUGCAGACAUUGCAGAACGCAAAAAAGAAAGCCCAAACUGAGGCAGCAGCAAAGAUAGAGGAAACAAAGACCCAGUUGCUCCAAGAAAAAGCAUUACUGGACAAACAAUUGAGUGAGCCAGACAUGAGGGAGUUGGGAAAGAAAAAUAAAAGGGAGAUUAAGAGGAAAAGUCAGGCCUUGGAAUGGACAACAAAGCAGUAUACUCUUGAGUUCUACCGUGGCAUUAACAGAGAGAAUGACCAGUUACAGAAGGAAAGACUGCAGCUCCUUCAUCAAUGUCAGGAAUUGGAGGCUUCUCAAAGCCAGUUAAAAAAUACGAAGCAGCAGCUGCAGCAGGAACAGUGGUAUCUGGAGGGUUUAAUCCGGGGGAGGCAACGAAUGCAUAGAAGGCAUAAUUGGUGCCUAAAUGGACAGGGUACUGCAAAGAUUAACCCAAAAUAAUUCCUAAACUAACACUGAUUAAAUAAGCGCUGGAGCAAGUUCUUAGGUGUUAAACUAACCAGGCUGGGAAGGUUUUUGGAUUUCAUUCCUAUGGUUAACAUAUCUAUCCCUCGUGGUGUGUAGGUGUGAAGGAUUGGGUGCUUAUUUUUAGCAGUACUUCUUGAUGUUUGUGUGACCAGUGUCCCUUAACUCCCUCUUCCUUUAAUUAGCUCUUGCUAAUGAUGUUCCACAAACCUCCAGUUAACCUAAUACCUGAUCCUAACCUGAUACCAGCCACUUGCUAAAUACCCAUACUUCAAACUAACUCAAGAAAGCCAACUUGAAGAGGCUAAGAGGAAAACAGAUGUGUGAUUCAUUUCAUUUAGCUAAGUUAAAUUUCUUUCUUGAGCCUUAGCUGUAAGGAUAGCAUUUCUAAUGGACUUUGAAUAGUGCUUUCUGCUUUGCAAAUAACCCAGUAUCGAUGUAUUCUCAUUCCUGUUGGCCAACUCACCAAAGACAAAGGUGUGCUUAAGCUCUUUUUUAAAGUUGGUGCCAGUGACCAGCUAGAUCCUUCUAGUUUUCUCAUGAAGUGAAAAGUACUCUGAUAAUAGCAAUCCAGUAAGUGCUGGGCAGAAUGACCUUGGACAUUUUACCUUUGCAUAAAUUGAAAAGUUGAAGGGGACACAUACUAGGUCAACUAUUUCUUUUGAAAACAUUUUGUGAAGAAACACCUGGAGCAUCAGUGGGUUACUGAAUGCCUCUGCUUGUUUCAGGAAAAUGUAUCAAAAGAAAGUUAAGUAUUUGGACAACUUUUUUAGGAGCCUUGUGCCAUCCACUGUCACCCUAUUUUCUUAACAGCAUUCUAAAUUUCAGGAUAAGUAAAAUUAUUUAAUGUUAAUGAUAGCAAAUACUUAGUUUUACGUCAUUUAUUACAUUUUCUUACAUGUGCACUUUAUAAUACAUGAAAAUACCUUUUGUAAUCAAUGUGUGCAUAUAGGUAUGCCCAUUGUGUAGAACUGGAAAUAGUAUUUUAAAUUAGUUUAAGCUUUCAGGGUGGCUGUAUUUUUUUAGCAUUUAUGACAUUGAUGGUUAACCAAUGAUUUACUUGAAUGUUGAAUCCUAGUUCAGGAAUAUAACCCAUUUUAACAUGACUCCUCUAUGAGAAAAUAUAAUCAACUUUGUUUUCCACAAAUUGUAAGUCAUGAAAAAAUUCAAAAAGUUUUUCCCAAAUUUUCAGUCUUUAAUGUGUAAGAUGAAGUCACUAAAAAAAUUGGAUUAAGGAAAAGGGCCUUCCCUCAAUGUGCCGCUAGCUUAACAAUUUUUCUUGCUAAAUAUGUACUUUUUUAAUGCUAUUAAAGUGUUAUUAAACAAUAAAAACCUACUUAGGAUUGUAAUUUAUCCAUUGAUUUUUUACAUUACUAUUCCAAUGUAUUUUCUACUUCAUCACACUUCUGUUACCACCUCUGCAUAUCUUGUAAUAGUACACAAAUAAUAAAACUGCAGGACUUUAGAGCACAUGCAGGUACCUUGACAUAAUUACCUCAAUUCCUGAGCUGAAAAUAAAGACUGAACUUAAACUGAAAAGUAUGGUCUCUGUGCCAGUUUGAAUGUAUUGUGUCCCCCAAACACCAUUAUCUUUGAUGUAAUCUUGUGUGGGCAGAUGUUACCAUAGUGGAUUAGAUUUCUUUGGAAUGUGCCCCACCCA